This is a messenger RNA of Coccidioides posadasii C735 delta SOWgp, 1228 nucleotides long. RefSeq lists its product as uncharacterized. Gene Ontology annotation, cellular component: intracellular membrane-bounded organelle. The record is from RefSeq and is a predicted model, not a curated record. Gene Ontology annotation, molecular function: phosphatidylinositol binding. NCBI's taxonomy places the organism in Eukaryota, Fungi, Ascomycota, Eurotiomycetes, Onygenales, Onygenaceae.
UGAAAAUGAUAUUUUAAAUCCUUUGACAAUACUUUAACCGCUUAGGAUACUUUACCAGGCUAUGAUAACGCUUGUCAUGGCACCCUUUGUGGAGAUAUCCAUCCCGACAACGGCCGUCUCCAAUACUCCGAAAACCUACACGAUUUACAAUGUCGCAAUCCGCUUACCGCUCCGAUCAUUUACUAUUCAGAAGCGCUAUUCCGAUUUUACUUCACUUCACAGUUUGCUGAUAGAACAGACUUCCCUCCCUCCGCCCGCUCCUCUUCCUCCAAAGUCCUGGCUCUCCAAAACGACCACGAACGCUACAUUACUCGAAGAAAGGCGAAAAGGUCUAGAAGCAUAUCUUCAAAGCAUAAACAAAUCCGAAGACUCUCGAUGGCGUGACUCCAGUGCAUGGCGAAUGUUCCUCAACCUCCCUAGCGCAGCCCUGAGUAAUGCCCCUUCUCGUGCAUCAAGCUUACAUGCUGCCAUUACCGGUCCCGGUACAGCCCCAAUAACUGAUCCUACAACCUGGCUCGAUUGCCAUCGAGAUGUCAAAUCCCACCUACAUGAUGCAAGACUGCAUCUGACGAGAAGGGACCAGGAAUCUACGCCCCAAAAACAACAUGAGUGCUCCGCGCAAGCGAAGAGCAGCUUGGUUAAAACUGGCACGAUGCUCGGAGCACUCGAAAACGGGUUGAAGAAUCUCGGUGAUAAAUCUGGAUGGGGUGAGGCAAAGCUUGGCGAGGGAGAGCUACGGCGCAGAAAGGACCUGCUGGCAAGCGCCCAAAAGGAAAAAGAAGGCUUGGAGAACUUACUAAAUGCCAUGGCUACCAAGAGUAAAUUGGACUCUGCGGUGGCUUCAAUACAGGAUAAACAGGCGCUUAUUGGGAGUAGCCGGAAUAAACCGAAGGUUGGAAGAAUCCUAGGCAAGGAGACAGAGGAAACUAGGCAGUUGGAUAAUGAUGGCGUGCUACAGCUGCAGAAACAGAUUAUGGAGAAUCAGGAUGCUGGCAUUGAUGAGCUACGAAAGAUUGUGGCAAGACAAAAGGAGCUUGGUAUCGCGAUUAAUAACGAGCUCGAGGUUCAGAAUGCCAUGUUGAAUAUCAUUGAUGAGGAUGCUGAAAGAGUUGGGAGAAAGAUCCAGGUUGGAAGGAGACGAGCAGACAAGAUCUCGUAGUUCCUAAACUCUGUCUUACAUCCAGCAUUAUAUGCUUUCGAGUUCUUACCAUCCUGGUGAUUUCUUUAA